AUGUCAGAGGACAAGUCCCCGACCGACAAGGUCGACCACGGGCGCUGUCUUUGCGGGGCCGUGACGUUCACCGUCGUGGGCGAGCCAAUCUACAAUGUGGUGUGUCACUGCGAGAACUGCAGACGACAUGGCGGAAGCACUUUGCACUGUGCAAGCAUCUUUCCCAAGAAGGUGAGCUCCCUUCCACCGCACCAUCCAGCCUCCUUCUACUAUAACUUCUCGAGUCAUUAUACGCACUACACCUCCGCUGACCACACCAUUAUUCGACAGCAAUACACCCUGCACACCGGCGCCGAGAGCAUCACGACGUACGAAGACCGGGCGACGCAGUCCGGCCAGCCGCUGUCGCGGGCGUUCUGCAAGAUCUGUGGCUCCAAGGUGUACUCGACGACGCCGCUGAACAAAGACAUCGUCUCCCUCCCCGCGGGCGUGCUGGACGGCGUCGUCACCCAGUGGGCGCCCCACAAGGAGCAGUUCUGCGACGUCCGGUGCGACUGGGUGCCCGAAUUGGGGGACGGCAUAAAGGAGAGGUUCAGGAAGGGCCCUACGGGCAGCAAGGUCGACGGGUUGACGAGUAAGGUGUAG
Fonsecaea erecta is the source of this 585-nucleotide messenger RNA. RefSeq lists its product as hypothetical. NCBI's taxonomy places the organism in Eukaryota, Fungi, Ascomycota, Eurotiomycetes, Chaetothyriales, Herpotrichiellaceae. The record is from RefSeq and is a predicted model, not a curated record. The transcript has 2 exons. The coding region runs from base 1 to 585 and encodes 194 amino acids. Gene Ontology annotation, molecular function: carbon-sulfur lyase activity.